This is a messenger RNA of Linepithema humile (Argentine ant), 3832 nucleotides long. RefSeq names its product sodium/potassium-transporting ATPase subunit alpha-like. Gene Ontology annotation, cellular component: plasma membrane. The record is from RefSeq and is a predicted model, not a curated record. Gene Ontology annotation, biological process: proton transmembrane transport; intracellular sodium ion homeostasis; intracellular potassium ion homeostasis. Gene Ontology annotation, molecular function: ATP hydrolysis activity; P-type sodium:potassium-exchanging transporter activity; ATP binding. Lineage: Eukaryota; Metazoa; Arthropoda; Insecta; Hymenoptera; Formicidae.
AAGCGAUAGCUCGUUGUCGUUUAAUUGUUGUCUCAACAAUUGAACAUACGCACGGUCACAGAAAUGCCUUAACACAUGAACUUGCACGAAUGUGCCUUGGCACUCGUUGACAAAUUCAUGUGUUAGGGCGUGAUUAAUGUCUUAAGUCCAACGCACAAUAGAAAAAAUAUUAGGAAAUUGGAAUUAUAUAUGUACUUCAUUUCAAAACAAGAAAGUCGAUUAGAUUAAAGCAUCAUGAAUUAGGAAUUAAGAAUAAUUAAUCCAUUCCGUUCCCUCAUUUGAAGUAAAAUAAUUUUACAUUGCUCCUCUCCUAAUAUUUAAUAUUUAUUCCUAUUAUUUCCGUUAUUGUGCGUUAGGCCUUGCGCUUGCGGUUUUUUUUUUCAGUCAAACUUAUCGUCUUUAGGCGUUCGUAUAUAAUGAUUGUUGACGAAAAAUCCAGAAAUAUUCAAAUAAAUUGUUGGUUAAAAAGAAUUGAUUUAAGAAUUCCAAGCAAAAUCAGUAGCGUAAAACAACUAGCGCUAUUCAACAAGUCGGCAGUGAGAUUAGACAAUUAGAUCGCUAUGAAUAUAGAAGGAGAAGAGAAACAUUUUGUCAAGUUAUAUUCUGACAGAGUGUCGUUAUUUAAAUAAUUUGCAAAAAAUUCCGUUGAAAAAUGCAGGCAGGCAUCUCGAAGCAGCAAUCAAACCGCGAUUCCUCCAUACAUCUGCACAAGAAGAAGCUCACCGAGCAGGAAAUACAAGAGCUGCAUCAAGAGUUGGAAACUGUCGAUCACCUCGUGCCUUUAGACACUCUGUGCGAGAGGCUGAACACAGACACGAAGGUGGGUCUGACGGAGGAGCAGGUGCGUCAAGUUUUUUCGCGGGACGGACCGAACGCGCUGACCCCGCCCAAGGUCACCCCGGAGUAUAUCAAAUUCUUCAAGUGCAUGUUCCACGGGUUCGCCGCGUUGCUCUGGGUCUGCGCGACUCUCUGCUUCGUGCUGUACGCCGUGACUUGUUUCACGCACGAGCCCGACAUCGGUAUCGUGUGGCUGGGCAUAAUCAUCGUCCUGAUAUGCCUCACGUCGGGCGCGUUUGCGUACAUACAGGAGGCGAAGAACACCAAGGUGAUGGAGUCCUUCAAGAAGAUGGUGCCGACCUUCGCGACGGUGAUACGCGACGGCGCGAAGGUGCGGCUCGCCACCGAGCAGCUGGUCAUGGGCGAUCUGGUGGAAAUACGAAUGGGCGACAAGAUACCGGCCGACAUCCGGGUGAUCGAGUGUCGCGGGCUGCGGAUCGAAAACUCCAGCAUCACCGGCGAGAGCGAGCCGGUGGCGCGUACGAAUUAUCCCACCGACGCGAAUCCCCUCGAGUCCGCCAAUGUGGCGUUCUCCACGUCAUUCGCGGUGGCGGGCGACGGUAAGGGGAUCGUGAUCGGCACGGGCGAUCGCACCAUGAUCGGUCGACUGGCCGGUCUCACGUCGCAGCUCGCCAAGAUCGAGACGCCGAUCGCCAAGGAGAUCCGGCACUUCGUCGAGAUCAUCACGAUUGUCGCGGUGCUGUGCGGCCUCGCCUUCUUCGGGCUGUCGCUGCUGCUGGAGCCGAACAUCGUGCGGGCGUUUAUCUACCUGCUCGGCAUAGUCAUCGCCAAUGUGCCGGAAGUGCUGCUGGUGACCGUGACGACAGUUUUGACGCUGACCGCGCAGCGGAUGGCGAACAAGAACUGUCUGGUGAAAAACCUGGAGGCGGUUGAGACCCUGGGCUCAACGUCGGUGAUCUGCUCCGACAAGACCGGUACUCUCACGCAGAACAAGAUGUCCGUGUCCAACCUGUGGUUCGGUCACACCAGAUACAACUUCACGCCGGGUGAAAGAAUCGGCGUCGAGCGGGACCUGCUGCUGGAGAAGCCAGACUUCCGCGUCAUGCUGAGAGCCGCGACUCUCUGUCUGCGCGCCGAGUUCACCGCCGAGUCUUACAUGCUCGCCCCGAUUGAAGAGCGCGAGAUCAUCGGUGACGCGUCCGAGACCGGUAUCCUCAAGUUUUGCGAGCACGUCCACACGACGCAGAAGUAUCGCGACGCUUAUCCGAAAGUCGCCGAGAUCCCGUUCAGCUCCAUCACCAAGUAUCAGAUGUCGAUACACCGGAACGCUGCGGGCUACACGAUAAUAUUGAAGGGCGCUCCGGAAGUGAUACUGGAGAACUGCGCGACGAUACUGACGGCGGACGGCGAGACCAAGGACAUGACCACUCACGAUCAUUCGAUACUGCGCCGGGCCUGCACAGAGCUAGGCUACCUCGGCGAACGCGUGCUCGCGUACUGCGACAUGGAUCUGCCUGCGGACGUGUACGGACCGAGCUACAGAUUCAUCACCGAUUCACCCGCGUCCUACAACUUUCCCACCAAAGGCUACAGAUUCGUAGGGCUGAUAAGUCUGAAGGAUCCGCCGCGACCGGGCGUGCCCGAGGCGGUGGAGAAGUGCCGCACCGCCGGCAUCAAGGUGAUCAUGGUGACGGGCGAUCACCCGAUGACGGCCAUGGCGAUCGCCAAGAAGGUGGGCAUCAUCAGCGAAGGUCACGAAGCCCACUACGAGCAGGCGAUUUUGCAGAAUAAGUCUUACACGCAUAUAGCCGAGCCUCACACCGACGCGAUCAUCAUCACCGGCAGCGAGUUGCGGAACAUGAGUGCGAGUGAGCUGGACGAUGUCAUACGCAAUUACGAGGAGAUCGUCUUCGCGAGAACGUCGCCGCAGCAGAAGCUGCUGAUCGUGGAGAGCUGCCAGCGUCUGGGGGAGAUCGUGGCGGUCACCGGCGACGGCGUCAACGAUUCGCCGGCGUUGCGAAAGGCCGACAUCGGGAUCGCGAUGGGCAUCGCCGGCUCCGACGUGGCGAAAAACGCCGCGGACAUGAUACUCAUGGACGACAAUUUUGCGUCGAUCGUGACCGGCGUCGAGGAGGGCCGCUUGAUAUUCGACAAUCUGAAGAAAUCGAUCUGCUACACGUUAACGUCGAGCGUGCCGGAAAUGCUACCGAUGCUGACCGGCUUGAUAUUCGCGAUUCCUCUACCCCUGGUGAUCGAGCUGGUGAUUUGCAUAGACGUCGGCACCGAUCUGGUGCCGGCUAUCGCCUUGGCGUACGAAAAAGCCGAGUCCGACAUAAUGCGACGCGCGCCGAGGAACCCUCAGUACGACAAGCUCGUCAACAAGCGUCUGAUAUCCAUCACUUACGGCCAAAUAGGAAUGACGCAGUCGUUCGCCGGAUUUUACACCUACUUCAUGGUGCUGAUGAUGAACGGCUUUAUGCCCGAUCGUCUGCUCGGCUUGCGAAUCGAGUGGGAGAACCCGUCCAUCAACGAUCUUCAAGACUCGUGGGGCCAAACGUGGACGUACGAGAACAGGAUGAGUCUGUUGAUGGAAGCGCAAAGCGGAUACUUCCUCUCCAUCGUUAUAACGCAAAUGAUCGAUCUGGUGAUGUGCAAGACCAGACACAAUUCCAUCUUUCAGCAAGGAAUGGCAAAUUGGUUUGUCAACUUUUCCUUCGUCUUCGAGAUUGUUCUAACGGGGCUUUUACUCUACGUUCCGGGCACGGAGUACGUAUUGAAAACUAUGCCACUGAAAGCUUAUUGGUAUUGGCCUUGCUUGCCUCUCGGCGCAUUUCUUUGGGUCUACGAUGAACUGAGACGUUUGUGCAUUCGUCUUUUUCCAGGCGGAAUCAUAGAAAGAGAAACGUAUUAUUAAAGUUCUUUUUGUUACGAUUCCAUAGAGAAAUAGUUGCUUUCCAGUAUGUAAUUUAAAUAUCCGCCACAAUCUGUCAUAUGUGUGCAUAUGUAUUUCUGCAUGCCUAAUGUUUCUCUCUCA